AUGGCUCCUUAUGAAUCUCUUUAUGGGAGGCAUUACAAAUUGCCAUUUGUGUGGUUUGAACUGACUGAAGUAGAGCUACUGGGUCCUGACUCAGUUUAUGAAGCAAUUGAUAAGGUAUCACCAAUGAAAGGAAUUAUGCGGUUUGGUAGAAAGGGUAAGCUUAGCCCUCGUUUUAUUGGACCUUACGAGAUUUUGAGAAGAAUUGGAAAACAGGCUUACGAGUUGAAGUUAUCAUCUAAGAUGGCUAUAGUGCAUCCUGUGUUUCACAUUUUGAUAUUAAGGUUUUACAAUGUUGAUCCUUCUCAGGUCUUGAAUCAUGAAGAGAUUGAAAUCAACGAAGGGUUUUCUUGUGAAGAAGAACCUGUACAAGUCUUGGAUCGUCAAGUUAGGAGGUUGAGAAUGAAAGAUGUGGCUUCGGUUAAAGUCUUGUAG
This is a messenger RNA of Lycium ferocissimum, 432 nucleotides long. RefSeq lists its product as uncharacterized. The record is from RefSeq and is a predicted model, not a curated record. NCBI's taxonomy places the organism in Eukaryota, Viridiplantae, Streptophyta, Magnoliopsida, Solanales, Solanaceae. The transcript is spliced from 2 exons. Bases 1 to 432 code for a protein of 143 amino acids.